Molecule: messenger RNA, 2979 nt
Organism: Diorhabda sublineata
Lineage: Eukaryota; Metazoa; Arthropoda; Insecta; Coleoptera; Chrysomelidae
Product: very long-chain-fatty-acid--CoA ligase bubblegum-like
Exons: 9
Coding region: 251-2236 (661 amino acids)
Cellular component (GO): endoplasmic reticulum; membrane
Molecular function (GO): long-chain fatty acid-CoA ligase activity
Source: RefSeq, a predicted model, not a curated record
GAGUCAGGUAUUUUAAACCAGUACCAAGAAGUCAAAAAAUUCUAUUCAGCUGCGACGUAUACCAUCGCGCGUACUUGAUUAAACUUUGGUUUGCGGUACUCUUGGGAGAUGUAAAUGUAUUCUGUUUGCCAUAAACGUUUGCUGCGUUCGUGAAUAUCGACGUUAAAAAUAGUUUUUUUACUUGUUGUAGGUGUGUACGAGUAUCGAAUGUGAAAUAAAACGGCUGGUUUUUAAGUUAUAAGAAAUCGAAAUGGCAGAAGCAACUUACAUCGAUGGUCCGGAUCAAAUUAUACCUUGCGAUGAACAUAUUUGUACUGAUCUAAACGGCGUAGUUAAACUAAGAAUUCCAGAAAACGGUAAAGCUAUUGAAACGAUAAAACCCAUCUCAGCACCAGGUCUUCUCAUGAGAACAGCUUCAGAAUAUCCGGAUAAAAUAGCACUGGCUUAUAAAGAUAAUGGAAAGUGGGAAAAUGUUACUUAUAAACAAUACCUUGAAAACGUCCGGACUUGUGCUAAAGGUUUCUUACAAUUGGGUUUGGAACCAGGACAUUCAGUAUGCAUUUUGGGUUUUAAUAGUCCAGAAUGGUUUUAUUCACAUCUAGCGGCUAUAUUUGCAGGAGGUGUGUCAGUAGGAAUUUACACCACCAAUUCACCUAAAGCCUGCCACUACUGUGCAGAUAACAGCAAAGCUAACAUAAUAGUUGUAGAAGAUGAAAAGCAAUUAGCCAAAAUAUUGGAAGUUAGAUCGCAGCUUCCAAAAUUGAAAGCAAUAGUACAAUACAGUGGAGAAAUCACACAUCCUGACGUGAUAAGUUGGAAGAGACUGAUGGAAAUUGGUGCUCAACAAGCGGACGAUGACUUAAAUUCGGCCUUGAAAAAAGUCGCAAGUAAUAAAUGCUGUACAUUGGUGUACACGUCUGGUACCGUCGGUAACCCAAAAGGUGUUAUGCUAAGCCACGACAACAUGACAUGGAAUGCCUUAGCUUUGCUCGAACGUCUAGGAAUCGUUGCCGGUAGUGGCGAACGUGUGGUUAGUUAUCUUCCUCUAAGUCACGUGGCUGCUCAAAUAGUUGACAUAUACAUUAUGAUGACGAUAGCGGGGACUAUAUAUUUUGCCGAUAAGGAUGCACUUAAAGGAUCGCUCAUCAAUACGCUACAGGAAGUUGAACCAACCAAAUUUUUAGGAGUACCUAGAGUUUAUGAAAAAAUAUAUGAAAAAAUGAUGCAAAUCGCUGCAAAAAACGGAACUGUACGAAAAUAUAUAUCGGGAUGGGCAAAGAAACAGGCCCUACAGCAUCACAUCGAUAGUAUGAAUGGAAUCAAAUCAUAUACCUGGGGAUAUGCAUUAGCCAAAAAUCUGAUUUUUAGUAAAGUUAAAGAGGCGCUAGGUCUGUCCAAGUGCACAUAUUUUGUUAGUGCUGCAGCUCCUUUGUCCACGGAUAUCAAGAGAUAUUUUCACAGCAUAGACAUUCCAAUAAUGGAAUGUUUUGGUAUGUCUGAAGCUAGUGGGGGUCACAGUAUUGGAAUUGAAGGUGCUACAAAUUUCGAAUCUAUAGGUAUGACCAUUCCUGGCAUGAAAACAAAAUUAUUCAAUGUUGAAGACGGUCAGGGUGAAAUAUGUUUGUUUGGAAGACAUGUAUUUAUGGGAUACUUGGAUGAACCACAGAAAACAACUGAAACUAUAGAUGAAGAAGGAUGGUUACAUACAGGCGAUUUGGGUAGAAUAGACGACAAAGGUUUCAUUUACAUUACUGGUAGAAUAAAAGAGCUAUUGGUAACUGCCGGAGGUGAAAAUAUCCCUCCAGUACCCAUUGAACAACAAGUGAAAAGUGAAUUACCUCAUAUAAGUAAUGCCUUUUUGAUAGGAGAUAAACGCAAAUUUUUAUCAAUCUUGGUUAGCUUAAAGACUGAAGUAGAUCCCGACACUGGUGUACCGCUCGGCAAUUUGACUUCUGGAGUUAAACAAUGGUUACAAAGUUUGGAAUGCCCUGCCGAAACAGUAAAAGAAGUUUUAGCGGCUGGUCCGGAUAAGAGAUUGAUGGACGAGUUGAUGCGAGGUAUAGAAAGAGUCAAUAAGAAUGCUACUUCUAAUGCACAAACUAUCAAGAAGGUUGCAGUGCUUCCGGCCGAUUUUUCUGUUCCUACUGGAGAGUUGGGUAAGUUUGAUAUUGAUUCACAAUUAUUGUUUAUCACUAUUCAUACAGUUUCAAAUUUAACGAAAUUAAUGAAAUAUUGAAACAUACUGGGAGGACAAGGUUAUAGGUUGUUGUGAAUGAUGUUGAAUAUUGAUUGAUUAGUUUAUGAGUGACGAUAUUUUUUUUGAUGCUAGGUAGUUAUAAAUGAAGUUGAAUAUUUAUUGAUUAUGAAUGACAUUAAAUUUUAUAGGUUAUGUAUGGGACUGUAUAAACUGGAUCAGUGCAGGCCAGUUCAUGAGUGUAUAAUUUCAAUUUUGCCUGAAUGAAUAUUUUUGUUGCAGUACUUGGGGUUAAAAGAUCUAUGCUUAAACCUGAAUAAGACACUGAAAUUUUUCAAAUUGUAACAAUUACGUUUUUUGUAUUAGCUUACUUUUCAGUAGUGUUUUUUUGCCUAACAAUAAAAUAUUUUUGUUUUCAGGUCCAACAAUGAAAGUGAAACGAAGAAUUGUUGAACAAAAAUAUGCAGACAUCAUUGAAAAAAUGUACUCAUAAAUUUCUUAUUUUGUUUAAUAAAUUAAUAUACACUCAAUUCAAUAAGUUGAAUUUACUUUCAAUUAUAAUGUAUAUUAUAAUGCAAAUUAUGGAUUUUCACAAAAACAGAUUUUGUAUAAAUAAAACAAAAAGUAUCUUCACAAAAGUUACAAAAUAUUGGAGUGCACAAAUAAAAAAAAUUUACUAUGUAAAUUAUAAAGUUGUUUUUAUUUUAUUAAAUGUAUGGUUACCAAACCCAUACCUCGUAAAUCUCGUUUCAUUCAUGUUUAUUAAUAAAAUAUUUUGAGUAUGA